This is a messenger RNA of Micromonas pusilla CCMP1545, 2992 nucleotides long. RefSeq lists its product as uncharacterized. The record is from RefSeq and is a predicted model, not a curated record. The annotation marks the transcript as partial. The transcript has a single exon. Lineage: Eukaryota; Viridiplantae; Chlorophyta; Mamiellophyceae; Mamiellales; Mamiellaceae.
AUGACCGAGUUCACGCCGAUCAAGGCGGGGGCAUUGGACUGCGUCGUCCCCACUCCGCUCGACGCGGACCCGGACGGGAUCCCGACCGUGGAGAAACCGGAGGUGAAACCUCCGGCGUCGAACUCUGACACCGCGCCGGACGGCUCCGUAGUAUCGACGGACCCGACAUUCGACGGCGCGUUCCUGGACGUCCACAUGGCGCCCACGGAGUUCCACUUCAAAUUUAAAGGCCAGUUCACUUUGUUGUUCCUGAAAGUCACGAUCGACAUCUCGAUCAAAACCGGCUCCGCGGACGAAGGCGGCGGGAUCCACGCGUACUUUGGGUUCGCGAUGGUGGAUCCGAGUAGCGGAAAAGAUAUCUGCACGGUGUUUGGGACGUUCGACCUCACGCCGCUGGAUUUCAAAACGCUCACUUCGCCAUCGAUCUCCGCGUUGCUCGGGACGAAGGUCAUGAUGGGGCUCGGGUUCAAGCCGGAUAUGAUUAACAACAUCAUCGCGUCGAUGGAGCCUCCGGUGAAGACUGCCAUCGAGCUUUUUCUUAGACCGAUCACGUGGACGAUCUCGAAAUCGCUCGCGGUCUUGACCUCUUUGAUCGACGAACUCGAGAAGGCGUUGAAGGCAUACCACAAAGUCGUGGACAAGGUCGAGAAGAUCUUAAGAGAAGAAUUCGCGAAGGCGUUGGAUAAAAUCACCCAGGCGCAGAAGAAGCUCCAAGAACUCGAGAACCAACGGACGUAUCUGAAACGUCGGAUCGAUCAUUACUACCCGAUCGCGCACGAGCCGUGCAGUCCGCACUGGGGCAAGUGCUGCUGCUUUAAGGUUUUCGGUCACAGGAUCUGUUUACCCGCGAUUUACUUCACGAACAGCGGGUGCUUGGGGCGUCUCCCGCAGAGAAUCGGGGCACUCAUCAUCAUCGGUGUUUGCGAAAUCGCGCGCGCGGCACUGUGGCUUUUCAAAAAAGCCGCGAACGCGCUGCUAGAACUUGCGAAGAAGAUCGUCAAAGCCGCGAUGGACGUCAUCAUCGCGCUUCUGAAAAUCCCGGAGGGCAUCUUACUCGCGGCGAAGGCGGCGUUGGAAGUCGCCGCCAAGGCGAUCGCGUUGGCCAUCAAACCGUUCGCGCAAUUCGACAUCUUCAAGCCGUGCAUCGGGUGCAUACGCUUCGACGACUCGUGCUUCUGGGCCGCGUUCCACAAGUGCCAGCUCCUCAGGAUCUUUGAGAUUGCGUGCUCGAUGGCGUACUCACCGGGCAUCGUCGCGUUCGACGCGGUUUUCCACAUCAUCGUCUUAAGCAAAGACAUCGACAUCGAGGUGCACUUUUCCAUGUCCAUCUCCGCGCUGCUCGAUUUCUUCAAGGACUUCGUGAUGAAAGUGAUCAAGGACAUGAUGAAGGCGCUCAUAGACGCGUUCACGUGCGACACGUCCGUGAAGUCGUACUCGGACGAGUCCGGCGACGCGAAGGACGCAAUCAACAAUCACAUCCACGAGAUGGAAGCGAAAGCCGCGAACGCGCAAAGCGCGACUGAGAACCAAGCCGCGAACGCGCCCACGUCCGCCGCGCUCGGGCUCGGGUACGCCGCGACGGGCGCGGGCAUCGUCGCCGCGCUCGCGUCCCUCGGCGGGCCUCGCGUGGAGGUCCCACACGACGCGGCAGGGAACCACGUCGUGCGCGAGAUUCGCGGUGGCGGCGUGCACUCGAAGCUGUGGCAUCCGAGAGCGAGCGAGGGCGGCGGCGGCGACGAGUGGCGCGAUCCGUCGUCGUUCGGCCACGGCGUCGGCGUAGCCUACGUCGGGAAUGCGUUUGGCCGGGUCGAUCUUCUCGAGGUUGGCGUCACCGCGGGCGCGCUCGCGUCGCGAACAGAGCGCGAGCUGCACGCUCACGCGAGUCUAGCCGCGCAUCUCGGGGCUUUGAUGGCGACGGCGUGGCCCGCGCACGCGGCAGCGCGCGCGCACCUCGAGGACGCGAAAUCUAGUUUCGAAUCCGACGCGGGGACGACGACUAACGCUCGGUUCCGCGCGAUGCUCGGCGUGGACGCGAACGACCUUCGACGGACCUCCGCAGACCCCGCGAGCGAGCUCGUCCUCGCGUUCGAGCACCUCGCCGCGAGCGAAGACGGCGCCUUGGGUCUUUCAUCGCCGCGGACGACCGCGAGGAAGGACACGUUCGGAGGGUUAAAAACGUCGUACGCGCGCGGGGACGAGGGCGAAGGCACGCUUCACUCGGCGCUUUCGCGUUUGAUGCCUGACUUUGCAGAGGGCGUCGACGAGGCGAGACGCGCGGCGCCUGACGUAUUCGCGGCGUGCAUGCCGUCGCCGGACGCGCCGUUGCGCGCGGCGGCGGCGGCGCUCGGCGCGAAGGGCGAGGAACCGCUCGCGGUGGCGGCGCGUCACGUCGACGCCGCGGACGCGGUCGCCGCGCGCCUCGGCGCGACGCGCGCUCGCCUCGAGUCUCUCCACACGGAAGAACCGGAGGCGGCUCGAGCGGCCGUCGACGCCGCGCUCGGCGCGGCGAGAGACCCGUGCGCGGUCGCGGGCACGAUCGCGGCGCUGCACUGCGGCGCGCUCAAGGCGGGGAUCACGCGUUGGGGCGAGACGAUGACCGGGUGCGCGCACGCGCUCGACGUUCUCGCGUCGCCGAAGUGCGCCGCCGGCGUCGACGACGCGGACGCGAGAGAUUACUUCCCAGGUUCCACUGCGAACAACGCGCACGGUCGCGCGCACAACGGCAUCGACGCGCGCGCGUGCGUCGAGACGGUCGUGAAGCGCGCGAUGCCGUGCCCAGAGCGAUGCGGCGACGCGUUUCUCGACAUGGCGUCCGCGUGCGGCGGGGUCGUUCCUCGCGCGGGACGGUGGCGCCACGACGCGCCCGAAGCGGACGCGGCGAAGUGCUCUGUUGCGGUGUCCGCGACGCACGAUUCGUGCCAAACGCACCGCGCUUGCCGAUCCAUCGUCGAGGCUGUGCCUUUGAUUGAUUCCGUGUACCUUUCCACGCGAC